AUGGGCGCUCGUAUCGCGAACUCAUCUCCAGGGUGGAACAAGGCCCUCUACUUUUCUGCAGAACAUCUCCACUUGCGGCUACAAUGCACCUACGACCACAAGGUAGCAUACCUUGCAUCCGUCAAAAAGGUCGCUGCUGUCUAUGCCUCUCCAAGUUCUCCCUUACGCGUUGACCUCACACGGCCGCCCACCGCACUCAACACUUUCACCUGGCGCUUGAGUGCUACCAGCACUCAGAAAUCCCACCGUCCUCGAGCUCCGGUCCCCUGCGGCUCCACUUCGGCCCCCAUCCUCGAGCAACCGGCAGCCGGUCUCCGAGCCCGCACCAUCACCCUUUCUAUCGACCGCAGAACCCCACAACCUUCCACUCCACAACACCAUUCCUCAACCUCACUCAUGAACAUCCUCCUUCCAGGACAUGAAGCUGGCAAAGCGCAGACAGGACUGGGUCCGACCCGUUCCUGCUCCAUCAUUCUCCGCCACAGCCAGAACGACAACGACGCGUAUGGCGACGAUGUCGCGCGCUUCGACUCCUGUACACCAGUCUUACUAUGGUGCGUCUUCGUUGGAAGAUAUCGUGUACGCAUCAUGAUGCAUGCUCCGGGAACAGCCAGAACGACAACGAUGCGUAUGAUGGUGCUGCCGGUGGGCACAUCAUCACAGACAAUGUCCAUGGCGCUCGAGUGCAGUUUUCAGAGAUGCCGUGUGCGCAUCAUGAUGUUCCGGAACGACAACGAUGCGUAUGACGAUGGCGGUACUGGUGCACCCGUUGUUGAAGCCGAUGUCUAUGGCACUCCAGUGCAAUUUUCGAGAAAUUGUGUGCACAAUAUAAUGCUCUCAUACAGCCAGAACGACAACGACGCGGAACCCUCUUCACGAGCUCCGGCAACUCGCACAAACCCGCCCACCGCUACAACUCGUGCACAUGGAAGUAGAGCAGAACCCUCGGUAAAGGAAGGCGGCGAAGGCACCGGCGACCUGCCCACCUCGCGCUGGAACAAGGAGGCGAGCCUCGUGAUCAAAAUGGUCAAGAUGCCUGACACGACCGGCAACGACAACCGUCCGAUCGAGCUGAUCCUGCUCGCGUGCCGGCCGUCGACUUGCAAACGCAUCAUCGAGCUGCUCGGUAGCGAGCUGCACAUGCUGAGCCUAAGCCUGUGCUCCAACAGCGCACUUAUCUCGCAGAAUCCUCCCUUCCUCCACUUUCUACAACAGCACCGAUACUUCCUCGCCCGCAUUCCAAAAUCGCUUUUCUCCUGA
This is a messenger RNA of Mytilinidion resinicola, 1260 nucleotides long. RefSeq lists its product as uncharacterized. The coding region runs from base 1 to 1260 and encodes 419 amino acids. NCBI's taxonomy places the organism in Eukaryota, Fungi, Ascomycota, Dothideomycetes, Mytilinidiales, Mytilinidiaceae. The transcript is spliced from 8 exons. The record is from RefSeq and is a predicted model, not a curated record.